GGAAAUCAGCCCCAAAAAGCAAACCAAAUUUAAACCUCAAACACAGAGAAAAUGAGAAAUUCCAAAUUCCAAAUCCAAAGAAACAAGUCAAAACAUUUCUUCCUUACAUCUCACAUUCGUCUUCCUCCCGCUGCUUCCGCUCGUUUGUCGCAUAAACCAUCCUUAAAUUCCUUCAAAAUCCCAGCUUCUGAUUACCCACCUCAAAUUAACAACACAAGCAAAAAACAUGCCGUAUUCAAAUUUGUCCCAAAUGCCCACAAUUGGUGGCGGCAAUACACCCACCACCGACGACGACGACGGCGAUCAAGUAAAGGAGCUCGGGUCACGGAUUCCAGCCCGAAACUCAAUCAGCUCGACCCGGAUGAGCUUUUCUUCGCCCAGGGGUUCGUUGGGGUCGCCGACGCCUUCUCAAUUGUCCCUUCUCUCCCUCUCUCCGUCGUCUUCCACGAACGGCUACCUGAGCGGCGCGUAUGAACCCAAAAAAGCGAAGAAGCACAAGAAAAACACGUGGUAUAGGCAGAAUAUGACCGUGGGAUUGGCGGUGUUCGUGGGUUUCUUCUUGUUGAUGAACUGGUGGAUGCUUUCUCGGAUCCAGGAACGGGGCCGGACACGUGGCGAUGUCACGGUUCAGUACUUGAAAUCAAACUCCACCACUGUAUUCAUCCGGGAAGAACUACAUAAAAUUGGUAGAGGGAAUAAACCGCAAAAAACUACGUACGCGAGGCUUUUGUCCAAGGCUGCUCAUGCAUUGGCUGAGGGAGAAAGCAAGGCUGAGCCUAAGGACUUGUGGGCGGAACCCUAUGUCCGUGCUUCUUCAUGGACCCCUUGUUCUCAUACACACAACUGGAAACCGAGCGAGGGCAAGAAUGGUUAUGUCAUGGUUACCGCAAACGGUGGAAUUAAUCAGCAGCGAGUUGCUGUCUGCAAUGCAGUUGCUAUAGUGAGAUUACUCAACGCAACUCUAGUGCUUCCCAAAUUUAUGUACAGCAGUGUCUGGCAAGAUUCUAGUCAGUUCGGCGAUAUUUAUCAGGACCAGCAUUUCAUUGACUAUUUAAAGCCCGAUAUCCCAAUUAUUGAAGAACUCCCAAAGGAAUUACAGUCGCUUGAUUUAGAGGCGAUUGGCAGUGUGGUCACAGACACAGAUAUCGUAAAAGAGGCGAAGCCAAGUUUUUACUUAAAAUACAUUCUUCCCAUUUUACACCUCAACAGAGUCGUUCAUUUCGUCGGAUUUGGGAACAGAUUAGCAUCCGAUCCAAUACCACACGAGUUGCAGAGACUUCGAUGCAGAUGCAAUUUCCACGCCCUAAGAUUUAUCCCCAAAAUACAAGAAGCCGGUGCUUUGCUUAUCAAUAGAAUGCGUCAAAAUGAUAAAGGCUUGGGGCAUUUGGACCAUUAUCUUGUGGGCCCGUUUGCACAAUCGACGAAUAAGGGCCAAAAAACCCGUUCAGCUAAAAAGUCAAGAUACUUAGCCUUGCAUCUGAGAUUUGAAAUCGACAUGGUGGCUCAUUCUUUGUGUGAAUUCGGUGGAGGUGAAGAGGAAAUGCGCGAAUUGGAGGCUUAUCGAGAAGUCCAUUUCCCUGCAUUGGUCGAAUUAAAGAAGACGAAAAAGUUUCCGUCGCCGAAAGAAUUAAGAUCCGAAGGACUAUGUCCAUUGAUGCCAGAGGAGACAGUGCUUAUGCUUGCUGCCCUUGGUUUCAAUAGGCGGACCCACAUAUAUUUAGCCGGUGCACAUAUUUACGGAGGGAGUUCAAGACUCGCUGCAUUGACUACCUUGUUCCCUAAUUUAGUCACCAAAGAAAAUUUGUUAUCGUCAACCGAAAUCUUGCCAUUUUCAAAUUCUUCGUCUCAGCUGGCAGCUCUCGAUUUCAUAGUAUGCACAGCUGCGGAUGUGUUUGCCAUGACAGAUUCCGGGAGUCAAUUUUCUUCUUUAGUAGCUGGUUACAGAAUAUAUUACGGUGGUGGUAAAAUGGCUACAAUACGGCCAAACAAACGGCGCCUAGCCGACAUUUUUGAGAGAAACAACACAAUAGAGUGGAAGGUUUUCGAGACGAGAGUGAGGAAGGCUGUGAGACAGAAUAAACGGGUAUUUUCUCGACCCAUCGGAAGAAGUGUGUAUAGAUAUCCACGAUGUCGUGAUUGUAUGUGCUAUAACGAAUAAUUUAUUUUAUUUUUUAAUUUUAUUUUUGCUGUGUAAUAUCAGCAAAUUUCGGGGUUUUUGUAAAUCUGUAGUGUUUCAUUCAUAUUGAGUUAAUUGAUCCAG
Molecule: messenger RNA, 2260 nt
Organism: Erythranthe guttata (spotted monkey flower)
Lineage: Eukaryota; Viridiplantae; Streptophyta; Magnoliopsida; Lamiales; Phrymaceae
Product: O-fucosyltransferase 15
Source: RefSeq, a predicted model, not a curated record